AUGGCUCGUCGACCAAAACGGUCGGCGCUCGCGGUAGCGAUCGCGUUGGUAGCGCUCUGCCAAGUGACGACCACGGUGCCCUAUCGGUGUUCGGCCAGCGGUGUUCCGCCGGCAGCAGUGGCCAGCAGUGGCGAGACAGAUGGUGCCGAUCUGGAUGUGGCUGCAAGCAGCCACCGGGCGCUGCUAAACCUUCCCAAAUUCGGCGAUCGGUUGGCUCCACGCAACCGACCCAUAGUGGAGGAGAUCGCAGGUGUCCGGCAGCCUCGAGGGCCUGUAGGGUAUGGUCGAGGUCCUGGAGCACCAGGGCUUGGUCCUGCGACCCACCCUCUUAGCCCCACCGAUGCUGACAUAAAGCGCAGUGACGUGAUGGUAGUGAGCUCGCGUAGUGUGAAGGGAGCCGCCGGUGUACGUGCUGGCUCCCAGGACCUCACCGAGGAGGACGACGAAGAGGAUGGCCCUGUGGCCGAGGACGAGCUAGAAGAAGGUGAUGGGGAUGUAGAGGAGGAGGAGGAAGAAGACGAAACCGAGGCAGAAAGGGUGGCUCGUGAAGGGGUAGCUCGCGUAACAGUUACUCCCGUCGGUGGCUUUUUCGCAGGUCAUGAUACUCGACCGCAGGAGUCGCAGACCGUGACAGUGGACGCGAGGAACAGUGAGGGGCGACUGGGAGGUGGUGGUGCGGCAAGAAUCAGUGAAACAGGAGGCCUAAACAUCGGAGGCAUCAGUAACGCGUCGUCCGCGCAAGCACACCGGCUCGAGAUGUCGACCGAGUUCUUCGUAGUGCCAUCAACGGCGUCAUCGGCGGCGUCCCGUUCGACGACCGUGCGACCAGGAGGCGUUGUCCUGGCAGCGCGCCAUCCUGCCGCAGCAUCCUCAGGCUCCGGUGGCCGUCAGAACGUGACCCCACCGACGGUAGUGCCGACCAGUGGGUACGCAAGUGGCCUGCGUAAGGAACCCUGGGUCGUUCCGGUGUUAGUGCUUGCGUCACUCUCGAUGCUGAUGAUGGCCGCGUUUGAGGUGUUCGUGUUGUGCAAGGCUUGGCGGACGUCACCUAGCCGGCGACAUCUUUUUCUCGGACAGAUGCUGUUGCUCGGACUGUUCGCUUGUUCCGGUCUAGCCGCUGUCCUGACCGUCAACCCAACCGUGCUAUCCUGCGCCACUAUGCGCUUUGGAGCCGGUGUAGCAUUCGCGCUCGUCUUUGCCUCGUUGCUGGUCAAGUGCGUCUUCCUGAUCAGCCUUAAUGGGGGUGUGUAUCUACCUGCGCCCUAUCAGGGUCUACUUCUGCUGUUCGCCGUCCUCAUCCAGGUCGCGGUCGGUGGCCAAUGGCUGCUGACGUCACCUCCAGGUGUCGACAACGUGCCCGUAACCGGAAGUGCGAGUGGCUCAGCUUCAUCAGGUGGAACAGCCGUAUCCAGCCGAUACCACCUUCUGCUGACGGCCGGUGACCUGGCUGCGACCCCCAGCCCCACGAUUCCCCUCUGCCACACACCCUUCUCCGAGCUGUUGCUGUCACUGAUUUACAUCGUCUUUCUGAUCGUGUUCGUCGCCGUGCUGGCGAUCAAGUCUCGCGGCAUCCGAGACAACUACCGCGAGGCCACGUACAUUGGGCUCGCGAUCGGUGGCAUCAUCCCGAUCUGGCUCGGGUGGACAUUGUGCGGGUUGGCUGUGGCCGAUCGGCAUAGGGAUGCCUGCCUCGCGUUCGGGCUCGUCGCCACUGCAUCGACCGUGUUUCUCGUCAUGUUCAUGCCCAAGGGCCGGCAGCUGGCCGCCAUGGGCAAGGAAGGCCUGUACGUGGAGGAUCGCGAGGAGCGCUUCAGUUCACUCAGCCGGGCCGGUUCCGGUUACUCACCGUCCUUCUUCCACUUCAAACCGAUCAAGUACGGCGUUAUGGGGCCUUCGCCCACGCUUCAAACCGCCAGCGCCAACCUGGUCGGGACGACGGCCGCCAGUGCCACCACCAAGCACCAUCAAGCUGUGGCCACUCUGGGCGGAGAUCGCGUUGCACUGGUUACGGCACCACCGAGCUAUACGCCACGCAUGUAUCAUUACUUUCCAGCACACAUGACACACCCCUUCUGUUACUACCCUUCUCUGGCACCGCAGCAGGCCCGAUACCCAGGUCUUUUUAUGCGGCCGGAUGAGACGAAUCUCUAUACCACGCUCGAACAGACGAUGAGCAGCAACCCGAACGUGUACUUCCAACGCGGUGGCGGCGUCCAUCCGGGCAUGAUGUACUGA
This is a messenger RNA of Anopheles nili, 2235 nucleotides long. RefSeq lists its product as uncharacterized. Gene Ontology annotation, molecular function: group II metabotropic glutamate receptor activity. The transcript is spliced from 3 exons. Gene Ontology annotation, cellular component: membrane. Bases 1 to 2235 code for a protein of 744 amino acids. NCBI's taxonomy places the organism in Eukaryota, Metazoa, Arthropoda, Insecta, Diptera, Culicidae. Gene Ontology annotation, biological process: G protein-coupled glutamate receptor signaling pathway; regulation of synaptic transmission, glutamatergic. The record is from RefSeq and is a predicted model, not a curated record.